Messenger RNA from Dendroctonus ponderosae (mountain pine beetle), 841 nucleotides. RefSeq names its product prostaglandin reductase 1-like. Lineage: Eukaryota; Metazoa; Arthropoda; Insecta; Coleoptera; Curculionidae. The transcript has 6 exons. Gene Ontology annotation, cellular component: cytoplasm. The record is from RefSeq and is a predicted model, not a curated record. Gene Ontology annotation, biological process: prostaglandin metabolic process. Gene Ontology annotation, molecular function: 2-alkenal reductase [NAD(P)H] activity; 15-oxoprostaglandin 13-reductase [NAD(P)+] activity. The coding region runs from base 5 to 820 and encodes 271 amino acids.
CACUAUGUAUGGAACGCAAGUGGCCAAAAUAGUGGAAAGUAGAAGUCUCAAGUUUCCCGUUGGGCAAUAUGUGCUAGGUCCGUUUGGCUGGAGAACGCAUACAGUAGUACCGGAAAAUGGACCAACGUAUGUCGGAAUGGAGACUUAUCUUUUGCCUGAUUUCCAAGGACUGCCCAUUUCGUUGGCUUUGGGAGUAUUAGGAAUGCCCGGAAAUACUGCAUUAUUUGGACUUUUGGAACUGUGCCAACCCAAAGCAGGCGAAACUGUAGUGGUGUCAGGGGCAGCAGGAGCUGUUGGAAGCCAUGCAGGCCAAAUCGCCAAAAUCAAAGGCUGCAUAGUGAUUGGCAUAGCAGGUUCCGACGAAAAAGGAAAAUGGCUCACCGAAGAGCUGGGAUUCGACUAUUUUAUAAACUACAAAACCCAAAACGUUGAGGAGGAAUUGAGGAAAGCGGCCCCUCAAGGAGUGGACUGCUACUAUGAUAAUGUCGGAGGAGAAAUUACAACUACUGUACUAAAUCAGAUGAAUGCUUUUGGACGAGUCGCCCUCAGUGGAUCGAUUUCCUCUUACAAUUCCAUCGGCCCUUUUAAAGUGACCACACCCAAUCUCACCAUUGUCCUGCAGCAACUGAAACUCGAAGGAUUUAUCGUUACCAGAUGGAACCACCGAUGGAUGGAAGGAAUUCAACAAAAUCUGCAGUGGAUCCAACAAGGAAAGCUCAAAUACCGAGAGACUGUGACCGAAGGUUUCGAGAAUAUCUUUAAGGCAUUCACUGAUAUGUUAGAAGGUGUUAAUGUGGGCAAAGCCAUUGUGAAGGUUUGAGUUAAUAAAAAGUAACAAAAA